GUCAUGCGCAUAUCGUGCUGUUGUUUGAAACAUGGCCUAUGUUCCACAAGCAGGUGAAGUGCACACCUCAUCCAUGCGCGCCACACUAUCGCUUUUUACGCUAGGAACAAAGCUGCUUGCAUGUUGCCGGAGGUACACGGAUGGACAGGCAGCCUAGCUGAUGAAGCUCGAGUAGCGUUCCGGGUUGUGUCGCAGGGGUUGAAGGCCCUUCAGACGGGGGUAGCCGGUGUGUGCCGGCCGGUUGCUGGAUCGCGUGCCCUUGCUUCGGAAAGCUUACGCCUCCAGUCAUAUCGCCUAUACCUUUGGUAAAAAUACAUCUUGUUGUCUCCUUUCCUCCACCAAAGGCCUUCCCCACUGCGCAACACCUCUAAAACCCUUUUCUGUUACUCCCGAAGACAGAGCGCCCGUAGCCCCGCACACUAGAUGUUCUCCGCCCUCGCUCAAUCUCUGAUACCGACGAUGACGAACAUGCGUGGAGUUGCUGUGGGCUUCCGGAGAGGGCUCGCUGCUUCCGCAAACAAGUCGAGUGAAAAGAUUGGAUUCGUGGGCUUGGGCGCGAUGGGGCUCCGCAUGGCUCGGCACCUGCUGGCAUCUGGACGUGACCUCGUGGUGUUUGACUCGAACUCCAUAGCCGUUGACCGGAUCCUGUCGGAGGCCGCGGCGGCGCAGGCCGCGGGGCAGGGGCAAGGACAGGGGGCCCCAGCGGGGGAAGCAGCGGCAGCAGCAGGCGCAAGGGCGGCGGCAGGAGGCGGAGGCGCGGGGCACGAGGCGGCGGUGCCUGCGCCGCCGCGGGUGUACGGCUCUGCGACGGCGGUGACCAGUCCUGCGGAACUUGCGGAGACGCCAGGCGUGGGUGUGGUGUUCACGAUGCUGCCCGGCCCCGCCAUCGCUCGUCAGGUGUACCUGGGCCAGGCGGGCCUGCUGGCGCCCAAGGCCGGCAUCGUGCCGCGAGUGCUGGUGGACUGCACCACGCUGGACCCCGGCACGGCGCGCGAGCUGGCCGCCCGUGUGCGCGCCACCCGCGUGCACGCCGGCCUGUCCGGGCCUCGCCUGGCGGGCCUGCCCGCCGCCUACCCCACACUGCUGGACGCGCCGGUGUCGGGCGGCGUGGUGGGCGCCGACAAGGGCACGCUGUCCUUCCUGGUGGGCGGUGAGGAGGCCGCACUGCCGGCAGUGGAGCCGCUGCUCAAGGCCAUGGGCAGCUCGGUGACCUGGUGCGGCGACGCGGGGGACGCGCAGGCGGCGCGGCUGUGCACCAGCCUGGUCAUGGCCUCCACCAUGGCUGCCACCAGCGAGGCUCUGGCUCUGGCUCGGCGGCUGGGCGUGGAUCCGGAGCUGAUGAGCCGCGUGCUGAACGCCAGCAGCGCCCGCUCCUGGGUCAGCCAGCAGUACAGCCCCGUGCCCGGCAUCAGCCCGGACGCACCCGCCAGCAAGGGCUACCGCGGCGGGCUGCGCAGCUCGCAGGUCCAGUCGCACCUGCAGAUGGCGGUGGAGGCGGCGGAGCGCUGCCACUCGCCCGUGCCCAUGGCGCGACAGGUGCUGGACAUGUACACGCAGGUCGUGGAGGAGGGCAUGGGUGACCAGGACUUUGCCUCCGUGUACCGCUACGUGUACGGCUCCGGCAGCGACGCGGGCGAGUGGAAGGAGGGCCAGACGCUGUUCGGCGCGCAGCACCCUUGAGAAAGCCGUGGAGGGGAGGGAGGAAGGGAGGGAGGUGGGAGGGAGGGACAGAUGGAGGGAGGGAGGGAAGGAGUGGACAAGGGAAGGAAAAGAGGGAGAUGCGUUCGAGUGUCUAGACGAAGGUGGCGUGUGCGGGAUGCAGGGGUCAAGUAGGUUUGAAAGGCUGGGUGCCUUUGCGGUAACGCUAGGAUGCACCUCAUUCAUGCGCAUGGCAUUGGGCGAUUGCUGAGGCGUCGAGGGCGCAUGCAGGAGCGAGCGGCGUGGUGGGAUGACAGCGUGUGUGAGGGGUAGCGAGAACCGAAAUCGGUUUGGGCUAACGCUACCGCAUCACGAAGAGGGCCCGUGGGCAGCCGGUGCAAUGCGAUUUGGGGCGUUUAAGAUAUGUAUUGCUUUUGCAUUCUUACCAACUUCUGGCGUGGGUUUCAGAGUGCAAGGGUGUUGGAGUGCGAGGGGCUGAAGAGUGCCCCUGCUGGGUGGCAGGCGCGACGGGGAGGGAGGGUAUGGAGGGGACGCCAGAGCGACGAAGGUCUUAGGUGCAGGGCACGUGUGUGUGGCGCGCGCCUAGCUUCCUGGCUUGCUUGCUAUUAUUCGCCGUGAUUAAACACCCUAUGUUGACAUGUAAGCGGCGGGCGCCGUGCUUUGGUUGUGCGAGUGCUGCCGCGCGCCGGCCUGGCGUUGGAGGGAGGACAUCCGGGACAAACGGCCCAACGGUAAUCGUACGAGCCCAUUCGCA
This is a messenger RNA of Chlamydomonas reinhardtii, 2413 nucleotides long. RefSeq lists its product as uncharacterized. Lineage: Eukaryota; Viridiplantae; Chlorophyta; Chlorophyceae; Chlamydomonadales; Chlamydomonadaceae. Bases 469 to 1680 code for a protein of 403 amino acids. The transcript is spliced from 10 exons. Gene Ontology annotation, biological process: L-valine catabolic process. The record is from RefSeq and is a predicted model, not a curated record. Gene Ontology annotation, molecular function: NAD binding; 3-hydroxyisobutyrate dehydrogenase activity; NADP binding.